UCUCUAUAUCUCUGUCUCUCUCUCUGUAUCUCUCUCCCCAGGCUAUAAGACACGUGAAGGUUUCAGUCUGGACACUGCCAGGUUCAUCCUGCUCUACAUGGACGUGAACAACAGCGGGCAUGUGUCCUGGCCGGAGUUUGGGCACUUAUGGAGAAAGCUCACUCAUUACAAGGAUCUGUUCUGCCAGUGUGAUGUGGAGAACUUGGGAUUUCUACAAGUCACACAGCUGUGCAACUGCCUGCGGGCAGCAGAUUACCCGGUGACGAAGCCUGUCCGCCGGCUGUUGUGCCGCAGGUAUGGAGACACCGCGGGGAGGGUGGAUUUGGUCGGUUUCACCUGCUGUUUCCUCCGCAUGGACUUCACUAUGAAAACGUUCAAUAAGUUAGGGAAAGGUGCUCCCGGGAUCUCUCUGUCUGCUGACCAGUGGAUGAUAAUCUCCGCCUACUUCUGAGAGAAGCUGGGAUUCAUCCCCCAGAGACACCGAGGAGGAAAACCUGCUCCAUCUCUGGGAAAGCAGCGGGACCAAUUGGCAAGAUAGUUACAACAACAGCAACUUGCAUUUAUAUAGAGCUCCUUACGAAGGGUAGCGUUCCAGAGCUCUUGACAAUGGCGGGGCAUGAGGCACAGCUGGGGUGGAGGUGGGGGGGUGAGAGGUGACCAAUACUCUUAGAAUGGUGGCACGUACAGCACUGGGGGGGUACAGUACAGCACUGGGGGGAUACAGUACAGCACUGGGGGCUUUACAGUAUCUUCACUAUCCUGUGCAAUUUGCACAUGCACGAUAUUUGUCUGGCUAUGUUUGUUUCUCUGUGCCUGUGUGUGUGUGUGUGUAUGAGAGAGAGAGA
Callorhinchus milii (elephant shark) is the source of this 845-nucleotide messenger RNA. Its product is annotated as calpain small subunit 1. Gene Ontology annotation, molecular function: calcium ion binding. The transcript has 6 exons. Lineage: Eukaryota; Metazoa; Chordata; Chondrichthyes; Chimaeriformes; Callorhinchidae. The record is from RefSeq and is a predicted model, not a curated record. Bases 98 to 451 code for a protein of 117 amino acids.